GUGUGUGUGUGUUCAGCGAUGCGGAGGGCCAUGGGAUUCGCUCUGGUUUGGCACGGGCUUUCCUGUGCACUGCUUUUGCUCUGUUUCGGGAUGCUGGUCGAGGCGGACAUAAGUUGCCGGUUUUGUCAGCCGGUGGGAAAGUGGCGCCCGAGGCAGCACCUGCUCAGCAUGGACGCGCCGCUUACUGCAACAGGCGAAGUUGGGGGACGCGGACAGCUUCCCGGCGUUGAGCACGACUGCGCAACUGAGCCCGAGGCGGAAUGUCUGAGCUCCUCGAGGCGCAGGCGGAAUACGCGCGCGCAAGAGCCACUGGAGUCACCGCGCGGCGACGAGGCGCGAGACGGACCACGCGCGCGCCGCGCGCUGCUGAAGAGCCGACGCGCGCGCAGAAUGCGCAGGGACGCACCAGGAGCACAGGAUGAUCAGACACCCCGACGCGCUAGAAGUGACAGACCGCUCAGGUGGAGUAAAGAUGAGCUGCAACUCACCAGCUCCACGUUCGCCCUGAGCGGAGAUUCGGCUCACAACCAAGCCAUGGUGCACUGGUCCGGCCAGAACAGCAGCGUAAUUCUCAUGCUGACCAAGCUGUACGACUUCAACCUUGGUAGUGUCACUGAGAGCUCCCUGUGGAGGUCAACUGACUACGGAACCACUUACGAGAAGCUUAAUGAGAAGGUUGGCGUGAAAACCAUACUGAGCUACUUGUAUGUCAGCCCAAAUAACAAGCGAAAGAUCAUGCUGCUGACAGACCCGGAGGUGGAGAACAGUCUGCUAAUCAGCACGGAUGAAGGUGCCACAUAUCAGAAAUACCGCCUCGGCUUCUAUGUGCUCAGCCUGCUUUUCCAUCCCGAGCAGGAGGAUUGGAUUCUCGCUUACAGCCAUGAUCAGAAGCUUUACAGCUCAGUCGAGUUUGGACGACGGUGGCAGCUGGUUCAUGAAAGGGUUGCACCGAAUCGAUUCUACUGGUCCAAAAUGGGUCUGGAUAAGGAACCUGGACUAAUUCACCUGGAGACUACCAUUUCUGAGACACAGGCUCUGUACAUCACCUGCAAGUUGCAGAACUGUACGGAGGCCAACAAGGGCAAACCUUUCCCCGGCUACAUCGACCCCAAUUCCCUGGUGGUGCAGGACGAGUAUGUGUUUGUGCAGGUGUCGACAGGCGGUCGGCCAAUCUACUACGUGUCAUCAAGGCGAGACCUUUUCACACCGAUGAAGCUUCCCAAAUACACGCUUCCUAAGGACUUGCACGUGAUCAGUACAGAUGAAAACCGGGUGGUGGCAGCGGUUCAAGAGUGGAAUCAGAAUGACACCUAUAACCUGUAUGUCUCAGAGGCCGGAGGAGUGUUCUAUACGCUCGCCUUAGAGAACGUCAUGAGCAGCAUGGGACCUGAGGGCAACGUUAUGAUUGAGCUGUAUGAGGUAGCAGGAAUUAAAGGGAUGUUUUUGGCCAACAAGAAAUUAGAUGACCAAGUGAAGACGUACAUCACGUACAACAAAGGGCGAGACUGGAGACUAUUGCAGGCUCCCUCUACUGAUCUUCGAGGAAACAGCAUUCACUGCUUAUUGCCUUACUGUUCCCUGCAUCUGCAACUCCAUGUGUCGGCGAACCCUUACACGUCUGGAAAUAUCGCUAGCAAAGAGUCGGCGCCAGGAAUCAUAGUGGCAUCGGGUUCCAUCGGUGCAGAGCUGACGAGCAAUAACGUUAGCAUAUUCAUCACAUCUGAUGCUGGAAACACAUGGAGGCAGAUCUUUGAUGAGGAAUUCAGCAUCCUAUACCUGGACCAAGGAGGUGCACUGGUGGCUAUCCGACACACUCCUCUCCCUAUCAGACACUUAUGGUUGAGUUUCGAUGAGGGGCGCGUGUGGAAUAAAUAUAGUUUUACAUCUUCGCCAUUGUUUGUGGAUGGAGUUCUGGGCGAUCCAGGAGAAGAGACUCUUAUUAUGACAAUUUUUGGGCAUGUCAGUCAUCGGUCCGAAUGGCAGCUGGUGAAGAUCGACUUUAGGUCUAUUUUUAACAGGCGAUGCACUGAGGCAGACUAUCAGACUUGGCACCUGCAUAACCAGGGUGAGCCUUGCCUCAUGGGUGUGAAGAGAAUCUAUCAGAAGCUUAAGCCAAUGGCCAAGUGUGUGACGGGUAAGAUCCUCUCCUCCAUCGUGACUUCAGACCCCUGUGAGUGCACCGAAUCUGAUUUUGAAUGUGAUUAUGGCUAUGAACGAAGAACAGAUGGGCGAUGUACACCAGCAUUUUGGUUUCAUCCCUCUUCCAUGUCCAGGAGCUGCAUUACAGGCCACACUUUUCUCAACAGCACCGGCUAUAGAAAGGUGGUGUCUAAUAACUGCACGGGCGGUGUGGUGGACCUUUACAUGGCCCGUAAGCGGCCAUGCCCCAGCCAGGCACCUAAGGGUCUCCACCUGGUCACCAGCGAUGGAAAGCUCACAGCCACACUGGGCCACAAUGUCACCUUCCUCGUUUUCCUAGAGCAGGGUGACGGAUCAAGGACGAGUAUCACCAUGAACUUCGGCGACGGCCACAGCAUCACAUAUUCCAACGUGAGCUCUAUUGAGGAUGGGAUUAAAUACAUCUAUAAAAACGUGGGAAUCUACAGAGUGACCGCAACCGCUGAGAACAGCAUGGGGUUCGAGACGGCGGUUCUUUUCUUACACGUUACUUGUCAGCUGGAGUAUAUCCAUCUCUCUGCGCCGUUUGUGGCAGUGAAAAAUAAGGAAGUCAACCUGACAGUGGUUCUGUGGCCGAGCCAAGUAGGAACCGUCACCUACAUCUGGUGGUUUGGGAAUUACUCAGAGCCAAUAAUCACACUGGAGGGGAGCGUGGCUUUCACUUUCCCUCGGGAGGGAAUAAACGUUGUCACUGUGCAGGUGGUAGCCGGGAGCACUAUUCAGCAAGACAGAAAAACCAUUGCAGUCCAUGAAAAUUUCAGGUCCCAUCUUUUAGCCUUUUCCUCCAAUCUGGAUGAGCACAACCCUGAUGUGGCAGAAUGGAGGCUGGAUGUUAGCAGAGUCAUCAAAACCUCCAUGGUCCAUGUGACUGGAGUCAAUCCAGAACAUCUGUUGGUCACUGUAUUGCCAGGACUGCCCACUGCUGCUGAAUUCUUCCUGCUCCCGGACAAAGAGCUAACAGAGGGCAAAGCGGACAAAACAGUCACGCAUUUAGACCAGAUCUCCACGUUGAUACUGAAUGCGCUGAACCAGAACCAGGUUCAGUUCACAUUAAGACCAGGAGUUCAGAUCACAGUGUACGCUGCACAUUUAUCUGCAGCACCCCUUGUGGACACCAGUGAGAAUCACAGUGGCUCAGCCAUGCUUAUGCUUCUCUCCAUGGUGGUAGUGGGUUUAGCAGUGUUCCUUCUCUAUAAAUUCAAAAGGAAGAUCCCAGGCCUCCACCUCUAUGCAGCGAUGCAGAACGAAAAAGAGCAAGAAAUGAUCCGGAGCCCAGCGAGCCCGAUGGAGAGCGAGCCAAGCAGCAGCUCUCAGAGAGAGCUUCCCACCUCGCCGGAGUCUCUGGACACCGAGCUUAACGUCAGCACCAUUGAAUGCAUUAAACCUCAUCCACGUGUCAGAAUCUCAACAGAACCUCCUGUCUACAUCGACGUCUGACUUUUCCAGACCGCCACUGCAAAGGGACAUUGAUCAUCCGAUCACAAAAAGGUUUUAAGCUUUAUACAGUACCUGUGCAUGUUGGACAUUGACACUUUACUGUGCUUUGUGAAUACCAGACAAAAACUGUGUACAGGUUUUUUAUACAUAUGUCUAUCGAAUAAGAGAACAUUUUUAAUGAUGUUUAUUUAUAAGAAAUGAUCAGUACAUACACAAUCAUAAAAGGCCAGCAUGUAUAAUAAUCUAAAAGGGUAAAAGUUAAAAAGGGAGCGUAAUAAUUUUACAUCUAUUUACUUCAAUGUAUUACUUUACAAUGAAGUGGUACAAUGAAGUGGUACGAUAUUUAUCUGUCUGUCAGUUUAUGUAAUAUAAAUGCAAGAGAUUUUAAAUUUAUGAUUUUGAGUAAAAUUGUAAUUUAAGGUACAUUCCGCACUCAAACAUGAAUUUUGUAUAGACCUUUA
Messenger RNA from Clarias gariepinus (North African catfish), 4076 nucleotides. Its product is annotated as VPS10 domain-containing receptor SorCS1. The transcript has 27 exons. Bases 19 to 3615 code for a protein of 1198 amino acids. Gene Ontology annotation, molecular function: protein binding. Gene Ontology annotation, biological process: post-Golgi vesicle-mediated transport. The record is from RefSeq and is a predicted model, not a curated record. NCBI's taxonomy places the organism in Eukaryota, Metazoa, Chordata, Actinopteri, Siluriformes, Clariidae. Gene Ontology annotation, cellular component: Golgi apparatus; membrane.